Molecule: messenger RNA, 804 nt
Organism: Cynara cardunculus var. scolymus (artichoke)
Lineage: Eukaryota; Viridiplantae; Streptophyta; Magnoliopsida; Asterales; Asteraceae
Product: cilia- and flagella-associated protein 251-like
Exons: 3
Source: RefSeq, a predicted model, not a curated record
AUGUCUGGCCGUGGUCAAGGAAGAGCUAGGGGUGAACAUAAUGUUUCUGACCCUGAGUAUCUUACUCAAGAUAUGUUGUCAGCAAAACUGAGAAAAUUCCAGGAAAGUUUGGUAAAUUUGUUGAAACAUACAAACCAAACUGAUCCAAAUGUGGAAAGAAGUUCUGAGCAAGAGGAAGUUGAAGCUAGUACACCGAUAACUGGUACAUCUGAAGAGGAGGAAGAGGAGGAAGCGGCGGAAGCGGCGGAAGAGGAGGAAGCGGCGGAAGCGGCGGAAGAGGAUGAAGCGGCGGAAGAGGAGGAAGAGGCGGAAGAGGAGGAAGCGGCGGAAGCGAAGGAAGAGGAGAAAGAGGAGGAAGCGGCGGAAGAGGUGGAAGAGGAGGAAGCGACGGAAGCGGAGGAAGCGGAGGAAAAGGAGGAAGCGGCAGAAGCGGAGGAAGCGGAGGAAGCGGCGGAAGCGGAGGAAGCGGAGGAAAAGGAGGAAGCGGAGGAAGAGGCGGAAGCGGCGGAAGCGGCGGAAGAGGAGGAAGCGGAGGAAGAGGAGGAAGCGGCGGAAGAGGAAGAGGAGGAAGAGGCGGAAGCGGCGGAAGAGGCGGAAGCGGAGGAAGAGGCGGAAGCGGAGGAAGAGGCAGAAGCAGAGGAAGCGGAAGAGGCGGAAGCAGCGAAAGAGGAGGAAGAGGCGGAAGCGGAGGAAGCGGAGGAAGCGACGGAAGCGGCGGAAGAUGAGGAAGCGGCGGAAGAUGAGGAAGCGGAGGAAGCGGAGGAAGCGGCGGAAGAGGAGGAAGCGGCGGAAGCGGAAGAAGGG